Molecule: messenger RNA, 2460 nt
Organism: Zingiber officinale
Lineage: Eukaryota; Viridiplantae; Streptophyta; Magnoliopsida; Zingiberales; Zingiberaceae
Product: cell division cycle 20.2, cofactor of APC complex-like
Exons: 6
Coding region: 270-1706 (478 amino acids)
Biological process (GO): anaphase-promoting complex-dependent catabolic process; positive regulation of anaphase-promoting complex-dependent catabolic process; positive regulation of ubiquitin protein ligase activity
Cellular component (GO): anaphase-promoting complex
Molecular function (GO): anaphase-promoting complex binding; ubiquitin ligase activator activity; protein binding
Source: RefSeq, a predicted model, not a curated record
ACACGCCCUCCAUCGGUUGCUUUCUCUCCCCCCUCUCACUCUGUUGGAUUGACGACGGAAGAAGGAGAAGAGGAAGAGAUCGCCAAAUUCUUCGCUCACUGAAACGAAAAGCUUAUUGGAUCGAUUUUUGUUAUUCUUUUUCUUGGAUUUUUAUUGGUUGCCUAAUUGCCUUUUCAGCUGAUUGCAGGGUUCUUAGGGUUUCUUCUUCCUCGGUUUUGAUAUCUUUAUAAAUUUCCAUUUUUUAGGUUUUUCUUGGAUUCACUAAUACUAUGGAUGCAGGAAGUUUUUCGUCGUCUUCUUAUUCUUCAGGGAAAGUUCGAUCGCCGUCUCGUGCACCCCUCCAAGAUGUUCCGUCCUCCAGACCGUACUUGCCUUCCAUGCGUACAUUCUCUCGGAAUCCAUCUUCCAGGAACAACGGUGACAGAUUCAUACCCAACAGAUCAGCGAUGGACAUGGAUAUGGCAUACUACCUGCUAACAGAGACGAAGAAAGAGAAGGGGAAUGCGUUGCCAGCUUCCCCAUCCAAAGAGGCCUACAGGAAACUUCUUGCUGAGAAUUUUCUUAAUAACAGAACAAGAAUUCUUGCUUUUAACAGCAAACCACCAGCACCAUCUCAGCCUUUGUUUCAAGAAGCGGAUGUGGUUUCUACUCGCAGUGUAAAGCCUGCGAAGCAACGCAGACACAUUCCCCAAUCAGCAGAGAGAACUCUUGAUGCGCCAGAUAUCGUGGAUGACUACUACCUGAAUCUGCUAGAUUGGGGAAGCAGUAACGUGCUCUCUAUAGCCCUCGGGAAUACUGUGUACCUGUGGGAUGCUUCGAAUGGGGCUACUUCAGAGCUUGUGACUUUAGACGAAGACUCUGGCCCUGUCACCAGCGUUAGCUGGGCUCCUGACGGGCGACAUCUUGCUGUUGGAUUGAAUUCCUCAGACAUUCAGCUGUGGGACUCAACCUCAAAUCGUCUGCUGAGGACUCUGAAAGGAAUGGAUGGAACAACAGGAGGAGCAAGAGUGGGAUCUCUGGCAUGGAAUAACAGUAUUCUAACUUCAGGAGGGAUGGACGGCAAGAUAAUUAACAAUGAUGUGAGAAUCAGAAACCAUGUCGUACAAACAUAUCGUGGCCACCAACAGGAGGUGUGCGGGUUGAAGUGGUCUGGAUCAGGUCAGCAAUUAGCCAGCGGAGGCAAUGACAAUCUUCUACACAUAUGGGACAUAUCCAUGGCGUCUGCUAAUCCAUCGCCAGGGCAAAACCAGUGGCUUCAUAGAUUCAAUGAUCACAUGGCCGCAGUAAAAGCCCUCGCAUGGUGCCCGUUUCAAAGCAAUUUGCUUGCAUCCGGUGGUGGUGGAAUGGAUAGGAGCAUCAAGUUCUGGAACACUCACACCGGUGCCUGUCUGAACUCGAUCGACACAGGGUCUCAAGUCUGUGCACUCCUCUGGAACAAGAACGAGCGCGAACUUCUCAGCUCUCAUGGAUUUACUCAGAACCAACUCACCUUGUGGAAGUACCCUUCCAUGGUGAAAAUUGCCGAGCUCACUGGUCAUACUUCCCGAGUCUUGUUCAUGGCUCAGAGUCCGGAUGGGUGUACUGUUGCGUCUGCAGCUGGAGAUGAAACUCUUAGAUUUUGGAAUGUAUUUGGAUCACCUGAAGCGCCAAAGCCUGCUGCCGCCAAGUCCACUGGACCGUUUGGCGGUUUUAAUCACAUACGUUAAAUGGCGAUGGAAAAUGAACUUCACAUACUGUCUGCUUCUGCUGUGGAGCAACUCUUCUUGAAUUGAAAAAGAAACACAGUGGACAAGAAGCUGUGAAUGAGAAUCACCGUGGAUUUGUAAAAUCGCUUUUACAAACUGGAAAUGGACAAUGUAAAAAACCGAUGACAUGGUGAAAGUGUCUUCUGCGACACCUGAUGGGAAGAUUCAAUUGCCUGUACACAGACAGUACCCAACGUGACUCAAUGGGGUUGCCACACGUGCAUCACCAUGGAUUUGUAAAAUCUCUUUUACAAACUAGAAAUGGACGGUUGACAUGGUGAAAAUGUCUUUUGCGGCACCUGUGGAUGGGAAGAUUCAAUCCUGCCUGUACAGACAGUGCCCCCAACGUGACUCAAGGGGGUUGCCACAUGUGCAUCCCGGAUGGACUUUCCUCCUUUAAAUCACGUUGAGACACUAUCUGAAGUAGGAUCAAAUCUAUAUAAGUAGGAUCAAAAGGAUUGCCCUCUUUUGUGUCUAAAGAAAAAGAAGAAAUCUAAAAUGUAAAUCCGCUACAUUAACAAUUUCUUAAUGCCGACCCAUGAAUAUGGAGAAAGGUGCAGAUGGAUACAGAUAAUCAGAUGUCAGGCCCAUGAUUAAAAAAUCUAAAAGUUUUGAUGUUGGUUGUCUCAUUAAAUUGUCUCAUUCUCUGAUUUCCAUCCCUAAUUUUUCAUUCAUUCAUUCAUAUAGUAUAAAUCCUGUUUCUCCCACGUCAAAA